Molecule: messenger RNA, 2784 nt
Organism: Aedes aegypti (yellow fever mosquito)
Lineage: Eukaryota; Metazoa; Arthropoda; Insecta; Diptera; Culicidae
Exons: 12
Coding region: 141-2759 (872 amino acids)
Biological process (GO): proteolysis
Molecular function (GO): serine-type endopeptidase activity
Source: RefSeq, a predicted model, not a curated record
GAAUGAUGCCUCCAGUUUCAACCCAGUGCUCAAUGUGUUUGGACGCGCGAUCGAUAGUAGACUCGUAUUCGGACAAGUUUUGAGAUCAAUUUCCAUACUACAAGCUCAGUGAUCGGUGUGAAUGUCAGGGACCAACAAAGAUGAAUGGUAAGAUGAGAGUAGCGAAGCGGUUUGUAAACCUGUUAAUACUUUUCGUCUGCCGGUUUGCUGGAAAUUCCGUCAAUGGAGAAUUGCUGCCGGAAAGUGUGCCCUUUUCGCUAACCACUUCGAUCAAUCCGCUGAUGCCAAAUAACGAGCAAAGUGUGAAAGAUUGUCCCUAUACGAAUUUCCCGUAUGCCAAGCGAGGACUGGCCAGUUCCAUAUUUGCAGAACGCUACCGUGACAAGACGUUUUCCCAUGUCGUUAAACUUGAUACUGUUGAAGAGUCGAAUUGUGUCGGUGUUAUCGUAGAUCAGUUACACAUUCUGACGACGAAAGAAUGCGCGCAGAAGCAACCUCAGACUAUCAGUUUCCAGAACGUAACACAACCGCGAUGGGGAAUUCUCAACACCAAGUACCACAUUGGCCUUGAUGUUGCCCUACUGCAGCUGAGAUCCAAUUUAAGCAUUGAUGAGCAAACUAUACCCGCAUGCUUCUGGAGCUCGUCGACCACGGAAGGUUUCUCCUCUGUUCAGUACAUUACCAGAAAUAACCACAACGAUAACUUCACAAUAAGUACUACAAAAUGUAAACGCAGCGGGCGCAGUCAGUGUUAUGAAAGCAUUCUUAAGAAUAUCAAUGGGUUUGUACAGGUUCAAGCUAUUUCCAACUAUAGAACGCAUCCGUUUGUAUUGGCCAUGGGUACGGGAAAUGAAGGAUCCUUAUUGGAAGUAUCGCAAUAUUUGGACUGGAUACAAACGGAAACGGGCAUCACAGUUGACCCAUUAGAAUGUGCUGUAAAAUAUUACAGACUUCGAGAGUACGAAGAUCGCGUCGCUGUCCAGCGUUUUGAGGGUUAUCAAUCGAUACAGAUGCAGAAUGCCUAUGUUUCCUCUUCUGCAAACAAUAAAUACAAAGCUAGAAUUGGACACUACGUUGAAGAUCCUUUGAUAGAAACUGUUGUUACCUACAAUUGCUACGGAACUCUUAUACAUCGCGAAUUUGUGCUGACCUCAGCGAGUUGUAUCGACAGCUUCAAGGAUGAAUCACUCAUAGUUCAAAUGCGCCAAGAAAAGAAAUUCUAUCUUUCUUCUGAUCCGGAGUAUUUGCUGCAAGAAAAAAGCGAUUACCGAGAACAGGUUACGGUUUCACAGGUUUUCAUACACCCCGAGUACAGCAAAACACCUUUGCAGAAUGAUUUGGCCAUUUUGCUUCUUGAUCCAGUUGAACUACAAUUUGACGAAUACUUCGGACCGGCAUGUCUAUGGACGCACGAUUCAACUGAAAUAAAAGAAUUCCAAACUAACGGCCAUGGCCCGCUAAGGACGGUCCAAGGCCUAGAGGAUAGGGUUGAACUACUGUUGAAAGACAGAACCGAAACUGAACUGUACUUGAUAUCGAAGGUAUUGAAGGAUUGUCCUCAGAUGUUAUCCAAACAUCAAAUUUGUGUUGGAGAAGAUGCCACUCUUGUCCCUGGCACUUGUAAGUCAAACCACGGAUCAGCGAUGUCACGUGAGCUUAGAGAUUUGCAGCAGGUUUUCUAUGACUACGUCUUUGCCAUCAACAGUCAAGGAGAUGAUUGUGGCCUUAAUACACCUUCUACGUUUACCAGGAUUUCACCGUAUAUAAAGUGGAUAGACAGUAUUAUCUUUGGAGAAAACGUUCAGUUCAAUAACUCGGACAUCUACUAUGGAGACGAAUGCAAUCUUGAAGGUGGUGAAUCGGGAGUUUGUUUAACGAUUCCGGAAUGUCCUGGCAUUGUGGACGAGUUGACUGGGAAAUCACCCGCAGAAGUGAAAAGGUGCGGAUUCAUGAACGACGAAGCCUUGGUUUGCUGUUCUGCGGCUGAUUCCGCACAAAACAAUCUAGAGAGCGCACACCUCAGUGAGGUGAUCAAGGAGAUCGAGCAGUGCCCGGAUCUUUAUGCUGAUCUAAGAUCUAAUAGGUCUCCGUACAAUCUAUGGAAAGGUGCCGUUACCUUCUUGGGUAUUAUAAGGUCUUACUCUUCGGAAAUUGCAUGUGACGCUACAUUGAUUUCCAAGGAGUUUGUCAUCACUUCCGCAAGCUGUCUUAAAAGGUUUUCCAGUGACGAAAGUUUGUUUGUUAUAGUCGGACAGAAUACCACUCAAAAAAUUGAUGUUGAGAAAUCAAUUAUGCAUCCUCUUCACGUUGCAAAUAGCCACGAGAAUAACCUAGCUGUGCUGAAGCUAAUGCUACCAGUCACCGUCAGUCAGGAAGUAAUCCCUGCCUGUUUGUGGAAGAACCGUUCACAUAUUCCAUUCGCGCUGGAAGUUCUUGGUACUAAGGAACAACAGUUUGAUCUGCAAGCCUAUCCGUUGUAUCAACAGCGAUGUGAGGAGAUCAAAUUUUCUAAUGUGACUUCGACAGAGGUGUGCGUUGCAUUCGACGGAUCUUUUGGUGAGAAUAAGCCGAGCAUCUGUCACGAUGCAGGAAGUGGACUCUAUAACUACUACGCGCACGGAUUGUACGAGAAGCAGGUUUCUUAUCUGGUAGGGAUUUACACUCGAGGAACCGACUGUGAAGAUGAUGCUGUAGCAGUGUUCACUAGAAUAAGUCACCACUUUGGGUGGAUCAAAAGUGUAAUCUAUAGAUUGGCCUAGUUUAUUAAAGCAACAAUAAUUGUGA